AUGCUGGCGCUGACCACGAUAUGGGUUCCACGGUUUUCUCUUUUGAGAAUUCCAGAUUAUACGCUAGCUUAUGAAUCCUACCGAUGUAUUUCAAAGGGUUUUAUGCGGUCUCGAAAGGCUCAAAAAUUUAAUGAUAAUAGAGAUGCAGCUGAGGUACUUGAAAACUCACUAGUUGGAGAAUGUAUAGAGAAACCGGUGAGUGCAUUGAAGAAAGCGAGGCUUGUUGAAGGGCAUAAACAUAAAUUUUCUGUGCUUUUCAAGAAGUAUUCUGAGUAUGUUCAAAGUAGUAUUUUUUUAAAUGACUGA
This is a messenger RNA of Heterobilharzia americana, 306 nucleotides long. The record is from the annotation of a GenBank genome assembly. Lineage: Eukaryota; Metazoa; Platyhelminthes; Trematoda; Strigeidida; Schistosomatidae.